Molecule: messenger RNA, 5505 nt
Organism: Cornus florida
Lineage: Eukaryota; Viridiplantae; Streptophyta; Magnoliopsida; Cornales; Cornaceae
Product: U-box domain-containing protein 44-like
Exons: 6
Coding region: 216-3326 (1036 amino acids)
Biological process (GO): protein ubiquitination
Molecular function (GO): ubiquitin-protein transferase activity; protein binding
Source: RefSeq, a predicted model, not a curated record
CUCUAUGGUCAAAGUUUGACUCUUCUUCUCCGAAAGUUCGAACGAGGUAGUGGUAGCCUAAACCAGAAGCCAAUGACCUUAAUUCUAAGAGCUAAGACUCGGCAUUUGCUUUCAAUCAGCGUUGGCACCAGUCAACUCAACCCACCGGAAACUGACUUCAAAUCCCAGAAUCUGACACACAUGCCGAGCACCGAGCUCUUUCUUCUGCCCGUAAAAUGACGUCCACCCUACCCGCGGUAGAAUCAAUCAACCGCUCAUUAUCCGAAAUCUGCUCCGCCGACGAAAGCUGCUACUCGUGGGAAAACCCUAGGCGGUUCUCGGGCUACGCCAAGCGACUUCAGCUGGUUCUCAACCAGUUGCUCAGAUUUUUGUCGCCGGAUAACCUCCCGCCGUCGGUGCAGACAUCGCUGAAGGGAAUCGCUGGAGAUCUGACGGAGGUCGUUGAGGCGUUGUCCGUGUACAGGAACAAGAGCAAGAUCUUCGUGCUAAUCAACUGCCAGUCACUGCGCGCAUCUCUCCAGCAGCGUACUAUAGCAAUCGGAGGAUGGAUGGCCUUGCUCGAGUCUUCCCUCCACGACAUUCCCGAUCUUCGCAAGAAGGUCGCUGAUCUCUCCAAAGAUAUGAAGCAAAUUCAAUUCAGAGUGACGGAUAAUGAAGAGAGAGUGUACUGUACACUGCAGAAAGAAGGGCAAGGAAGAAUAAACAGCAAAGCAGUACAGACUGCUAUAAUCAUGGAUUUAGCUCGAGCUCUCGGAAUUGACUCUAAUAAUCACUCAGAGUUAUUGGAACAGGUAAAGCUCUUAAAGAACGAUUUGUCACACUCGAGUUCAGUUUCAGAGAGGCGAAUUUUGACUUCACUUGAGAGAAUUAUGGCCAACUGGUCAACUGAACCUGACAUUUUGAUUCAAAACUUGGUUCUUGAUUGGGAUGAUGAUGUGCACAUUUCGCCAUUCAAGACUUUCCUAUGCCCAUUGACUAAGGAAGUAAUGAAGGAUCCUGUGGUUUUGGAGUCUUCACAAACCUAUGAGCGAAUUGCCAUUAAGUACUGGUUUGAUAGAUGUGAAGAGGAUGGUCGCGAUCCAACUUGUCCUGUUACUGGACAGGUUCUAAAUUCUUUGGAGCUGAAACCUAACAUUGGAUUGGCCGGAGCAAUUGAAGAGUGGGUCAAUAGGAAUAUUGAUAUUCAGAUUAAGUCGGCUGCACAGUGUCUUAAUGAGGAGGAUCCUCCUCCUGUUGAUGGCAUGGAACGAGUUUUGGAUAAUAUUUAUAAAAUUUCAGAAGAGCAUCCCUCUAGCAGAUACAGAGUGAGGAGUGCUGGUAUAGUUCUUCUCAUUGUUAAAUUGCUUAGGAACUCUUCAAAGAAAAUAGGAUCACAUUUGAGAAGCAAAGCUCUUAUGGCCUUGCUUAGCAUGGCCAAGGAUGAAGAGAGUAAGAAUAUCAUGCUUGAGGAGGGAAUCACUAGAUUGGCUAUACAUAGUCUUACUGGGAGCUUAGAGAAAGAGAGGGAGUUUGCUGUGAAGUUAAUACUUGAAUUCUCAAGCGACGAAACUUAUUGUAAAAAAAUUGCUUCAGAAAAAGGCGCAUUAGUUCUACUUUCAAGCUUGGCCGGAAAUCUGGAGUAUCCUGCUGUAUCUAAUUUAGCUGAGGAGGUCUUAAAGAUGAUGGAGAGGGUGGAGGACAACAUCCAGCAUUUAGCUGCAGCAGGGAGAUUUGAACCUUUACUUAGCCGGUUAUGUGAAGGUUCUGACGAUAUUAAAAUCAAGAUGGCAUCUUUAGUGGGGAGAAUGACCUUGACAAAUAACAGUAAAGAACAAAUUGCUCGCCAAAGUGCUAGAGUACUCGUUGAAUUGCUAUAUAAGCCAGAAGGAAGAGCACCGAGCUUGCAAGCUUUGUAUAACCUUUCAUCCUUGGACGACAAUGCAACGAUCCUCGUAGAUUCUGCUGUGUUUCCAGCCCUUACAGAUAUUCUUUUUGAAAACCAGGAUGCAUCACGGGGUUGGGAGCUGAAGGAAUUGGCUGCAUCAACAAUUGCAAACAUUGUGUCAAAUCCCGGACACUGGGAAUUAGCAUCUGCUGACAAAGGAAGGCACUCAAUGCAAUCAGAGUCAAUUGUUUUUAGUCUUUUGGGGCUUUUAUUUCGUGCAUCUCCUCAAUGCCAAGUGUCUAUUCUCCAGAUUCUAUAUGGAAUUGCAUCCUCUCCCCAGGCAUCAGAGUCAGUUACCACCCAUAUAAAAUCUGGAGAUGGUUUCAAAAUCAUCAUACCAUUUCUUGAACACCCAGAAGUUGAGCACAGAAUUAAUGCUUUUAGGCUUACAAGAGUCCUCUCAGAAAGGUUUGGUGAUGAUCUAGCUAAUGAGUUGAAAACCUCCAACAAGCUUUCCUUUUUUAAAGACAAAUUAUUAGAUAAUCAAUCAACAGAUGCUGAGAGAUCUGAUGCUGCUUGCAUACUUGCAAACCUUACCCUCUCAGAAGAUGAAGUCAAAUCAGUUCAAGGAGCUGGAUUUGUGAGAUGGACGGUUACUACUCUCAAAGACAAGUGCCGAGCCUCUAGUGGAAGGACUUCUCGGUCUGCAUCAAGCAUGGUGGAAGGGCUUCUUGGCCUCCUACUGCACUUUACAAGGAGCACUGAUCCACAAACUGUUAGUGUUGUUAACGAGAAUCAGCUCAUGAUAGUCUUUCGUGAGGCACUUGUUUUAACUUCAAAACCAAGAGUUAAACAGCUAGCUGUCCUUGGCUUGAAAAACCUAUCAGAGACCGGAAGGACACUUAUUGCUGGCAGUGACUCAGAAUUACAGCCUCCCCAUGGGUUCUGCUCUUCGUUGGUGUUCAUGUGUGGGAGGGGUCCUCCGGCACCUCCCACAUGUCCUGUACACAACGCCCCAUGUGAAGAAAACAGUCAGUUCUGCUUGUUGAAGAGCAAUUCCAUUAAACCCCUGGUUGAUCUUCUCUCAGAUGAGGACACCAAUGUUCAAAUCGUUGCACUGGAGGCACUUUCCACUCUAGUAAUAGAUACUAAUAAUGAUUUCAAACGAGCGGUAGACAAGCUCGAACAGCUUGGCGUAGUUGAUGCUGCGAUCACGCUCUUCUCCAAUGCUCGACCAGGGGAACUUCAAGAAAGGGCAAUCUGGAUGUUAGAGAGGAUGCUGAGAGCGGAAAGCGUCACCAAUAAACACUCACUGAAUCAGUCUUUGGUUAGGGCUCUGGUGGAAGCCUUGAAGCAUGGAAAUGCUGCCACAAAGAGGCUUUCUCAAGAAGCUCUUACCAACCUAAAGCAGAUAUCAGGAAUUAGUGGGAAGACAUCAAGUCAAACUCAAGGAAGGAGAUAGGUACCUUAAAAAACGAUUAACCAAGGCAAAAUUCCAUUUAUGAGAAGAAUGGUCAAUAAGCUCGGCAACAGUAGAGAUGAGAAUCUCAUUGCUCAAAUUCCCCUUAGUGUCAUAGGAGGAGCAGAUCUCAAGGUGUGGGGUGCCUCUCAAGAUGGCAAGUUUUCUGUCAAGAGUGCCUACAAGGUAGCUCUUUCUCUCCUUCAGUCAAAGUCUUGUUCAUUCCCAAUAGAGAGCUGUAGUUUUGAUGCCAGUAGAGGGGAUAUGUGGAAAAGUAUAUGGAAAAUCCAUGCUCACAGGAAAAUAAUUCUUUUUUUGUGGCAAAGUCUCCAUAACAGACUGGUAGUAAACUCUCAGCUUCACAUUCGUGGGGCGUCUGAAGUUUCUUUUUGUCCGGUUUGUGAGAGUUUGGUUGAAACGGUGGAUCAUCUCCUUUGCAAUUACCCAUUUGCCUGCUUGGUAUGGAAGCUUAUCCCCCUUCAUGUGGAUUUCAGUGGUCAUCAGCCUUCCUUUAUGUGACGGUUGGGUGAAGUCUGAUGCUCCUGGUGAUUGCACUAGCUUGGCGGCAUUCAUUUGCUGGACCACUUGGAAGUGUCGUAAUGACCUUGUGUUAAAAGAGUAAAAAGCACCUUCCUUUUGAUGCGGCCCAAACAGCUCUUAGUGCUUUCCAUGAAUUUUUGGAGGUGUCUCGGCAGCACCAGCUGCUUUCCAUUGUUCCUGUCCCGCCUUCUCCAUCUGCGAGGUGGUGGUCUGUGCUGGAGUCUGGUUGUCUGAAACUUAACUUUGAUGCGGUGUUAAUAGUUCCCGUAGGACUUGUGGAGGUGGCAUGAUUUUAAGGAACCAUCUUGGUCAGUCUAUUAAGGUGGCAUCCGUGUUCCUUGAGAAUGUUUGUGAUCCUUUGCUUGCUGAAUGUUUUUAUUCUGAGAGAAGCAUUGGUGCUCCUUAAAGCUUGGGGUUCUCACCAUGUGGUCAUUGAAGGAGACUGCCAAUCAGUUAUGAGGCUUCAGGUCUCGAGUGUCGCUCAGCUGAUGGUUUUCAACGAUAUUGCCUUGCUUAUAAAGGAUUGUGUCAGUUCGUCUCUUACUUGGGUUCUUCGUAAAGGAAAUGGUGUAAUUCAUUUAUUGAGCAAGAAGGCUCUCGAAGCCGAAUGUUGUGAUCCGAAGUGGAGUAUUUGGCCCCCUGGUUGUUACAUGCUCUACUUCAUGAAUGUAUCUUUCUUGUUGGUUUAAAAAAAAAAAAAAAAAACACUUAAAUUUGGGAUGAUUUAUUUAAAUUUUGAAUGAAAGUAACUUAACAAUUGAAGUCAACAUGGAACAAGAAAGACAGUGGAAAAAGGAAAAGAAAAGAAGGGAAAGGGAAUGGGAUGUGAAGGAUGUCAUGUUGUUAGAGAUUAUGUACAAAGAAUCACAAAGAUAUUAUGUUUGUUUGAACUAAUUUUCUUUAAUUUAAAUUCCAUUAUGUUUACUUUUAAUCAACUCAACUAGGUGUCGGAAAAUCUUGAAAACUGGUUGGAAAUUCUGGAAAAAAAGAAAGAAAGAAAAAAAAAAAAAAAGAACUGGUGGGAAAUUUUCUUGUACUCAUGGUCCUCCACGUUGGAUGGUAAAUUUCCUACUGAUAAACAUAGGAUAUGAAACUUCUUUUCAAAUAUGUGGUUUGUCUCUUGAAAUGAUACCAAAAAAUUCCAAUAACAGAGAAGACAGAAUUGGUCUGGAAAGACUCACUGACCUUGCACUAGCCGGCCGGUCCCCGGUCCACACUGUCGUCCCCUUGACACAAUGUCACCAUGUACAGAGACACUAUAUAUACACUCUGUAUCCACCAUAGAGAUAUAUAUAUGUGUGUGUGUGUGUGUAUAAAGUCCAAUGUCAGCAUCUUCGUCUUCCCACACCCCAAAACCAAUAAGAAUAUUGUCAGGUCACUGACACAUAACCAGAGAGCUCACAGCCCCUCGUGCCACACAAUGUACAUUCUAAAUUCUGUUAAUUAUUAUGGAAUGAGUAUACAAUGGGAAGAAAUUUAUUACUCCCCGUCUUUUAAAAAAAAAAAAAAAAAAAAAGACGUGGCUUUUGAAAAACUAUGACAUCUUUUACAUUUCUCCAGAAGCGACAUCCUUUAUAGAAUAGAAAUAGUAUAAUUUGACCAAGGUUCAUCUAAAUUAAUUACUCAUAAAUGCUUAAAGGCA